This is a messenger RNA of Dermochelys coriacea (leatherback sea turtle), 3045 nucleotides long. It is a transcript of the gene MADCAM1, whose product is annotated as mucosal vascular addressin cell adhesion molecule 1. The record is from RefSeq and is a predicted model, not a curated record. Bases 296 to 1882 code for a protein of 528 amino acids. Gene Ontology annotation, cellular component: membrane. Lineage: Eukaryota; Metazoa; Chordata; Testudines; Dermochelyidae. The transcript has 5 exons. Gene Ontology annotation, molecular function: integrin binding involved in cell-matrix adhesion. Gene Ontology annotation, biological process: positive regulation of lymphocyte migration; integrin-mediated signaling pathway; heterotypic cell-cell adhesion.
AGGGUCAAGGUGCUUAUUUGGGAGACACAAGGCAUCUUCCAAUGUCCUGUAAUUCACCCAUCCAACCCAGGCAGGUUUGCAUUUCUUUCCCUUGUAGGAGGCGGUUGUGAUUUUGGGGGUGUCUUUGCAGAACAGGAUCCUUAGCCUGUGGAGCCAGGUAUUUAGGGGUUAAAGCCACUUUUACCAUAAGGCUAAAAUUUCCCACUGGAAAUUCCCAGCUGACCAGCAGGGUCAUGACGGAUGGUGCUUACUAUCGGGGGCGGUUCCUACCCAAGUCUUUAAGAGGUGUGUGACAAUGGGACUUCUAGGCAGAAAGAGAUCAGCCCCAGGCAGAGUCCAUCCAGCUGGUUGGUGUUUUUUAAGAAACAGCUGCCUACAGAUCUCUGUCAGAGAAGAGAUUAGCUGGAGUGAAAACAUUUCCAUGGAGCCAACUCCUCUCCUCCUGCUCCUCAGUCUGGGCUGGGCUUGCAGCGGUCAGCUGACCGUGCUGCCCCUGGAGCCGCUGGUCGAGAUUGGAGGAUCCAUUCAGUUGAACUGCUCCUUGGACUGUCCAGAUGGAAAGCCCCAGUGGAAGGGGCUGGACACCAACCUGGGGAACAUCAUCUCCACCCCCACCUAUACCCUCCUUCUCAUCACCAAUGCUGCCACAACCAUGGAGGGCACAAAGUUCUGCAUUGGGAACUGCCAAGGGAAGUCCUACCAGGGAUCGACCAACCUGCAAGUGUACUCUCUUCCAGAUACAUUGCAGCUGGAAACCCAACCAAAGCAGCUGGUGGCUGGGCAGCCAGCCCAUCUCCGCUGCUCUAUUAGCAAGGUGUACCCACCCAGCUCCUUGACUCUGAGCUGGUAUCGGGGGGACCAGAGACUGGAGAGCCCAGAACCUGAAGAAGCGGCUGAUGACGAGGAGCUGUUCAGUUAUGACUCUGAGCUGGAGGUCCCAGGGGAGAUGGUGACAGAGGGCACGGAGUUCAGAUGUGAGGUGGUGCUCCUCUUGCCGUCAGAGAGGCGUUUACACCAGGACACAGCGGUGACUGUGAGCACAAAAGCUGUAGCAGAGGAGCCCACAACUGAGUCAGUCACUGGCCAAGAAAAUCCCAGAACUGAGUUUCUGGCUACUACAGAGAAGCCCCCUGCUACUGAUUGCAGCCCCACAACUGGGCUUUUGGCUACUACAAGGAACUCCGCCACAGAACUGACUUCUGCAGAGGGCCCUACCCCAGAGUUCAUUGUCACAUCGCACAAGCCCAGUGGCAAACCCACCUCUGUCCACUGGCUAGCGACCACAGAGACCCUGGCCACCGAGUCCAGGGCUGCUUCACAGAACCCAAGUGCAGGCUCAGCCACAACAGACUGGAGCCCCAGCAGUGGCUUGAGUUUUGCGACAGAGAAUCCAUCCACAGGGGAUGUGGCUAGCACAGAGAGCCCCCUGCCCAGGAAAGCCACUAGUGGCCGGAGCCCCAGAACAGAGUCUGUCUGCGACCUUCUGAUCAGGCCUGUCCCUCCUAAAGGGAUCACCGGGGAAGCCCUGAAGAUCAUAUGCGAGGCAGAGUGUGGUGAGAAUGUUACCAUCAAGUGGGUGAAAACCCCUGUGGCGCUGUCUCAGUACCAGGAGGAGGUGUCCAAGGGCAAAUCCACCCUGACGGUUGACCGUGUAGGUCUCGACUACCAAGGGACUUAUCAAUGCGUCAUGCUGAGCAGGAGACUCCAGGUGGCAAGCAUGAACAUCGCUGUGUCUGCUGCUACCUUCAGCACUGACUUUGCCAUUGCGGUCGGGACGGCAGGCUCUUUCCUGGGCCUGAUAGUCACAGCGUUUGCGUCACAUCGCCUGUGGAGACGACUCCACCCACCGGCCAUGAAGAGCCCUAAGGGGAACAGCAUUUAGGUGCCUAUGGCCCCAUCGCGACUCGUUUUGAACAUUCAUCCUCUUUCCACUGACAAGGUUGCCCGUUGUUACAGAAAGUUUGGUAUUAGACCCAGCUAGGCCUCUUGGACUGCACCCAUCCAGAGACGGGAGUGGAGGAGCUGCCUGAUGCUUGGGCCACUGCUGGGAGAGCUGGGUAAAUGGCCAAGUUGGAAGCUGCCCAGCAGAGCUGAGCAGAACUGUAGGUUGAUCAGUCUCUUUCCUUCCUCCACUUCACUCCUUGGCAUCAUGGUUCCCUCUGGUUUCAAGUUCAAUGGGAGCAUUUUGGUCCAAAGUCCACGCAGGUGCUGAGACUUGGCUCCUACAGACACACCUGUGUGACUAACACAUGACUCAGACAAGAUCUUCCCAAUGGAGAUGAACUGGUCACAGGUAUCAGGGUACAGCAAUUUCUAAAAGAGACCACUGGAUUUCCUCUUCACGGUAUACUGAAAACUCCCGCCUUGCUUGAGGCCUCUGGCUGAGGAGAUGCCAGUAACAUGUCCUGUGGGAUUGGUUUGAAAUCCCUUUCUGGAUCUGCCUCGUUCGUUUUGAUGGUGGCUUCUUAUUUCAAACUCUCUGGGGUCAGUUGCUCCUGUUUUUGUUCCCAAGAAUGUUAUGUUUUCCCAGUGAGGGUGAGGAAGAGAAGUGUGUGUGUGGGAGGGGGGAUUCCAGGUGCAUCAAGGGUUGGCUAGGGAGGGAUUAGGUGAGCAUAUGCUCAGCCUUAGCCUCUUGGAACUGAGUGGAGACUUUAAGCAAAUGCACAACAGUGAUGAACUAUCAGCUCUGUACUGCUCCUACAGCUCCAGGCCUUGGGUUUCUUUGUGCUGAUACUUUGCAGCCCCAGCCUUUCACUCUGAGAUGAGGUGGCAACUCCUUCUGGAGAGGGCUGUGGGGCAGCUGUCUGGGUUCCUUCCACACCAAGAUUGUACAUGUGCCAGCCCCCGUACUGACUUCAAUUUUUCCAUCCCAUCCUUAUCUGUGUAUUUAAAAUGUCCUAAGAAACUCCUCCCAACUGCUGUAAUCUAUCCAAGCUGGCUGCUUGUAAAUAACCUGUAUUAAAUGUUGAUAAUGCAGUAGACCUGCUGUGUACACUGAGUUUGUUUAUAUAGUGAGAACUGCUGCUCUAAUAAAGAUCUGUUUUU